Molecule: messenger RNA, 1278 nt
Organism: Dracunculus medinensis (Guinea worm)
Lineage: Eukaryota; Metazoa; Nematoda; Chromadorea; Rhabditida; Dracunculidae
Source: the annotation of a GenBank genome assembly
AUGACAAUGGAGCAGUCAGCGCCUUGUACUCCAGAUGCUACAAUGAUAAAUACUGUCACCAACAGAGAUAGUGAAAUAACAAAUGAUUCUCAUGUUACACAAGUUGCAAGUUCGGCUGGUGCUAACUCUUGUUUUAUGAAUGAAGCUCAGAGUCCAUUGGGUCAGCUCGAUCCUCACAGAUUACGAGAUAUGGUUGUGGAUAAACAAAUACCGGUUGGCCAGACACAGACUGAACAACCACAUUAUAAGCAAGAAGUUUAUUGGACACCUUCAUCCACCAGUGGUGCUUCAUCUUCACCCACAAAUAAUGUGCGCAAUACACCAGUUAGUUCAUCGUCACCUCUUAUUCAAGCAGUAUCAAGGAUGUCACAAGGGUCAAGUACUCCACAGUCAGUUAGGGAUUCUUCGUUAAUGUCACCAAGUGCAUCACGAAACGCGUUACAACAACAAUUGGGAAUAUGUAUGCCAGGCCAAAGCCCACUGAAUAGUCCAAGUGUGAUGCAUCCACCUCCUUCGCCUUUCAUUGCUCAUCCAUCAUCAGCUCCAUCUCCGUCAGUUUAUGUGCCUCCACAAAAUACCCCACAUUAUCCGGUAAACAUGCAACAAAUGCCACAAAGCCCCGCUGAUGUCGUUAUGCAGCCGGGACAAAUUCAGGUCAUACCUUCAAAUGCCACCAUGUAUCCAAGGAUCAAUGCAAUGAGUCCACAUCAGUCUCAGUAUAGUUAUCAUCCUCAAAUGCAACCUCAGUGGAGUUCAAAACCUCAGCCACAGCAUUACAUUGGCCAAGCUCAAAUGGUGAGUGGAGUUCCUUCUCAGCGCAUAUUAGUCCAACGAGUAUCUUAUCCUCCAACAGGUUAUCCGCAAAAUAUGUCACAAGCGCAAUCGUUUUCCGGUCAACCACCACCUCAGACACCUGUCGUUUAUCCGCAGGGAAAUCCAUCGAAUAUUCCGUCAGCUCAAGCCACUUCUGCAACAAUACCUCAGGCUCGUCCCAAUAUAUAUCCUACUCAAGCACUCUCCCAAACGGUUAGCGUUCCUGCAACACCAGUUGCAACAUCAACAUCAAAUCAGUAUCAAUCAGGUUAUUAUCAAAAGACGCAAAAUUCAUAUUCGCAAGCUCAGAAUGAGAAAAGUUCUAACAUGACAACUGAAAAUCUUUUUGGUUGCUAUGAAGAUGAUAAUGAUGUUAAAAAAGCACCACAGUCGGUUCCAGUUCGGCCAUUUCUUGCUGCUAGUCAAUCACAACAACUAGCAUCACCAACUUCAUAUCCGAGUUAG